GUCCAUAGAUACUUCAGAAGCUGAGAAGGUGCCAGGGUUUGUCUGCUUUAUCUCUGCUGAUGAUGUUCCUGGGAGUAAUAUAACUGGAAUUUGUAAUGAUGAAAUGGUCUUUGCAAAGGAUAAGGUGACCUGCGUUGGGCACAUCAUUGGGGCUGUGGUCACUGAUACCCGAGAACAUGCACAGAGAGCUGCUCAAGCGGUGAAAAUCACCUAUGAAGAUCUUCCAGCCAUUAUCACAAUUGAGGUGACCUGCGUUGGGCACAUCAUUGGGGCUGUGGUCACUGAUACCCGAGAACAUGCACAGAGAGCUGCUCAAGCGGUGAAAAUCACCUAUGAAGAUCUUCCAGCCAUUAUCACAAUUGAGGAUGCUAUUAAAAAUGACUCCUUUUAUGGGCCUGAGCUGAUGAUAGAGAAAGGAAGCCUCAGGAAGGGGUUUUCAGAAGCAGACAACAUUGUUUCAGGCGAGUUGUACAUUGGUGGCCAGGAGCACUUCUACCUGGAGACUCAUUGCACCAUCGCUGUCCCCAAAGGCGAGGCAGGGGAGAUGGAGCUCUUUGUGUCUACACAGAACACCAUGAAGACCCAGAGCUUUGUUGCAAACAUGUUGGGGGUUCCAGCAAACCGGAUUUUGGUCCGGGUGAAGAGAAUGGGAGGGGGCUUUGGAGGGAAAGAGACGCGGAGCACUGUGGUGUCCACGGCAGUGGCCCUGGCUGCUUACAAGACUGGUCGCCCUGUGCGCUGCAUGCUGGAUCGUGAUGAGGACAUGCUGAUAACUGGUGGCAGACACCCCUUCUUAGCCAGAUACAAGGUUGGCUUCAUGAAGACCGGGAAGGUGGUGGCUCUGAAGGUGGAGCACUACAGCAAUGCAGGGAACACCAUGGAUCUCUCCCAGAGUAUAAUGGAACUAGCCUUAUUCCACAUGGACAACUGUUAUAACAUCCCCAACAUACGGGGCACUGGGCGGUUGUGCAAGACCAACCUACCCUCCAACACUGCCUUCAGGGGCUUUGGGGGGCCCCAGGGAAUGCUCAUUGCCGAAUAUUGGAUGAGUGAAGUCGCAGUGACCUGUGGGAUGCCAGCAGAGGAAGUGCGAAGGAUAAACAUGUAUAAGGAAGGCGACCUGACCCACUUCAACCAGAAGCUUGAUGGGUUCACCUUGUCCAGGUGCUGGGAUGAAUGCCUAGCAAGCUCUCAGUAUCAUGCCCGGAAGAGAGAGGUUGACAAGUUCAACAAGGAGAAUUGUUGGAAGAAGAGAGGAUUGUCUAUAAUUCCUACCAAGUUUGGAAUAAGCUUCACUCUUCCUUUUCUGAAUCAGGGAGGAGCCCUGAUUCAUGUGUACACAGAUGGCUCUGUGCUGCUGACCCAUGGAGGCGCUGAGAUGGGCCAAGGCCUUCACACCAAGAUGGUCCAGGUGGCCAGCAGAGCACUGAAAAUCCCCACGUCUAAGAUUUACAUCAGCGAGACAAGCACGAACACCGUGCCUAACACCUCUCCCACAGCUGCCUCCGUCAGCACCGAUCUCAAUGGACAGGCUGUCUAUGAAGCUUGUCAUACCAUCCUGAAAAGGCUGGAACCCUUCAAGAGAAAGAAUCCAAGUGGCUCCUGGGAAGACUGGGUCAUGGCUGCCUACCAGGACGCAGUGAGCUUGUCUGCUACUGGGUUUUAUAAAACACCCAACCUUGGCUACAGCUUUAAGACAAACUCAGGGAAUGCCUUCCACUACUUCAGCUAUGGGGUAGCUUGCUCUGAAGUGGAAAUUGACUGCUUAACUGGGGAUCAUAAAAACCUCCGCACAGACAUUGUCAUGGAUGUCGGUUCCAGUCUGAACCCUGCCAUUGAUAUUGGUCAGGUGGAAGGGGCGUUUGUCCAGGGCCUCGGCCUCUUUACGCUGGAGGAGCUGCAGUAUUCCCCCGAGGGGAGCCUGCACACCCGUGGCCCCAGUACUUACAAGAUCCCUGCUUUUGGCAGCAUCCCCAGUGUGUUCCGGGUGUCCCUGCUCCGUGACUGCCCCAACAGGAAGGCCAUCUAUGCGUCCAAGGCCGUUGGCGAGCCGCCCCUCUUCCUAGCAGCCUCCAUCUUCUUCGCCAUCCAGGAUGCCAUCCGUGCAGCUCGAGCUGGGAACACGGAUUAUAAGAUGAAGAAGCUUUUCCGGCUAGACAGCCCUGCCACCCCAGAGAAGAUCCGCAACGCCUGCGUGGACAAGUUCACCACGUUGUGCAUCACUGGCCCUGCAGAAAACUGCAAACCCUGGUCUGUGAGGGUCUGAAGAGAUAUCCCCUGGAAGAGUCUGCUGAUGCUAUGCUGGAUCAUCCGUGGAGUGUGAAACAUGUCUGCAGAUCAGGAUCUAUACACAGCACGACAACAUCGUGAUUCAUCAGGAUGGUGUCUGGAGGAACGCGGGAUGCAUUGGAAGAUCUUGUAUUGUUUUCAUGGGAAGAUUUUGAUCAAAAAUAUGAUUUGUAAGCAUAAUGAUAAGCAUAUUCAGAACUUUUAGGGCCAUGUGGCUAAUAUGCAAUUAGAUUUUAUGUCUGCUUUAAUCAUGUAUGUAUAAUAGGUGUAUGUGCUCUGUCCUAUCACAGGACAGGCUGUAUAAGCUCAGGUGCUGACAGUACCUUCCUUCAAAGAGGAUGCCCCAAACCUCCAGAGGCUUCCAAUCUCAAUCAGAAAGGCUUUCCUUCAAACCAAUGAACAUCAUAUUAUAACCACAGACACAUAGUCAAAUUUGCAAUGGGACAGUGGGGCGAGAUUCAAACCUCUAACCACCUUUGGGUCAUUGAAGAGAAUAAACAAUGACACUAAUUCAAGGUUGAUCUAAUCUUAGUAAGUGGCAGAAAGGAAAUUUUUCUACACCAUCAAAAGCCAACCAACCAAGUUAUUGAGCACCUACAAUGUGGUUGGUUUCUUUCUCUUCCCGUUUGUACAAUAAAAGAAAUCAGGUUUAAAAAUCUUCA
This is a messenger RNA of Hyaena hyaena (striped hyena), 2951 nucleotides long. RefSeq names its product xanthine dehydrogenase (gene XDH). The transcript has 20 exons. Gene Ontology annotation, molecular function: molybdopterin cofactor binding; iron ion binding; oxidoreductase activity. The annotation marks the transcript as partial. The record is from RefSeq and is a predicted model, not a curated record. Lineage: Eukaryota; Metazoa; Chordata; Mammalia; Carnivora; Hyaenidae.